This is a messenger RNA of Carya illinoinensis, 1453 nucleotides long. Its product is annotated as transcription factor MYB4-like. Lineage: Eukaryota; Viridiplantae; Streptophyta; Magnoliopsida; Fagales; Juglandaceae. The transcript has 2 exons. The record is from RefSeq and is a predicted model, not a curated record. The coding region runs from base 95 to 1168 and encodes 357 amino acids.
GUACUCCACCGAGAGCUUCAAACUCUAGGGAGAUCUUAUCUAUCUGGAGAGAGAGAGAGAGAGAGAGAGAGACGGAGAGAGAAAGAGAUUAAAGAUGGUGAGAACUCCUCGGUGUGAUAAAAAUGGAUUGAAGAAAGGAACAUGGACACCAGAGGAAGACAGGAAGCUUAUAAGUUAUGUUACUAGGUACGGCUGUUGGAAUUGGCGCCAGCUUCCGAGGUUUGCAGGUCUAUCAAGGUGUGGAAAGAGUUGCAGACUUCGAUGGAUGAAUUAUCUAAGACCCAACAUCAAAAGAGGGAACUAUAGCAAAGAAGAAGAGGAGAAAAUCAUCAAGUUGCACGAAUUGCUGGGGAAUAGAUGGUCUGCAAUUGCUGCUCAGCUACCAGGAAGGACAGAUAAUGAGAUCAAAAACCACUGGCACACCAACCUCAAGAAACGCUUGAAACAAAACUCUAUCCCCCAUGAAGAAAAACACGACUCAAAUGAUCAGCUUCCUAGGGGUGAAAAGAGACAGAAGAGAAAGGAGCCAAGUCAUUCUCUUAAAAAUCCAGAAACUACGCAGACAAUUGAUGCUGCAGUACUUGAUGCGAGGACAAACGUGGUUGCAGGUGAUAUUAAUCAUGGUACUUUCACAGAAAAUGCAGAAACCGAUGGUAAUAGUUUUUGGACACAGCCAUUUUUGACAGAUGAUUCCAAUAUUACAAGUUGGUUCCCUUCACCAUUUAUGGGCUGCGAGUAUUUAUGUUCAGUGCCUGAUGAAUUGUUGUCAUGCCCUUAUGGUUUGUUCGAAGAAGAAGACAAGUUCUCAAACAUGAAUCUUUCCCGGAGCGAGAAAAGACACAAGAGGCUAAAUGAUCAGCCAAAUAAACCUCUUCUAAAUCCAAGUACCCAAGUAAUUGAUAGCUUACCAUCAUCACCACAACCAUGCUCAAGUGAAUUAUCCUCCAUCACCAAAGAUACAGCAGUUAAAACUAGCACAAAUAUGGUUGCGGACGAAAACGUCUUUACUUCCUUUGAAGCAUCCACGGAAAUCGGUAGUAAUUUUUGGGCAGAGCCAUUUUUUGCAGAUAACGCCUAUAUUCCAAGUGAUUUCUCAGCACCAUUUAUCUGGACUGAUGAAGAGUUAUCUCCAGCAUUUGAUGAAUUCUUGUGCGCAUUUGUCCUGUAAGAGGAAAGUGAGGACUUGAACCGAUAAGUAAGCAAAUUAUGGAUGGAGAACUUCAUCUUUUCCCUACGUUGCUUGCUCACUGGUUUCUAGUUAGGAAGAUGUUAAAUGCAGUACAUGUUUUACUAUAACUAUUGUCGUGGGAGUGAUACAUUCCCAACAUAUAUAAUAAGUAUAUCUUUAAUUAGCCUUUUAAUUUGUGACACAUAGCUUGUCAAAUUACCUAUAUAUGUAGCAAAACUUUUAGACAAAUGCUUGGAAUCCCGAUAAUAGGUUCCGAGCAUUUCU